GCUUGAUACUUAAGACGCUGCGUGUCUCUGCCUCUCUGCAACUUCCUCACACCAACAGAGAUACACUGCACACAGCUACCCGCCACCCCGUAGUGCUUGUAUAUCGACAUGACCAUGGCCGCAGACGUCCCAUCACCGCAGCGCUCGCGAGCAUCGUCGGGAACUAAAUCGCCACUAUCGCUGGACCUUUCCGACUUGCCCCCGCUGGUGCAACCUUCCCCUCCCUCGAAUACCCUCAUAAUAACAAACCUCGUUGAACCGGAGAUCUUCGUCCCUUCACACCUCAUCCAGAUCCGCGAGACGAUCAACAAGUAUGCCGCGAUUCACACCUGGGCGCCGCUUAAAUCCUUCCGCCGCAUCGUGGUCUCAUUCUUUGACACCGACUCCGCCAUUACCAUCCGCCAGAAGAUCGAUGGCGAGACUAUCAUGGGCUGUCGCGUACGAGCAUACUUUGGAAUGAACACCCCGCUGAAUCCCACCGACCAGCACCUGCCCCUGCCUAAGUCCGACAAACUGUUCUUUAUCUCGCCGCCGCCAUCGCCACCAAUGGGCUGGGAGAUGCAUAAUGAGGAUGCACCGAAUAGGAUCGUGCAUGCGGAGGAUCUGGCUACAGCGCUUGCGAGGCUACGGGCGGAUCACUACGACGCACCCUCACCCACGACCGAGGAGGGGAACCCAGAGACGAGUCCUAUCGUUAGGAGGCGGAGGACAGGCAGCUCGACGAUUGUAUACCACCCCGACGACCACGGCGACAGCCCGAAUCUCCCUGCCAUCUCGGUCGAAGACACGACCGAGAGCCCCGUGGCGAUGACUCCGACGGUGGAUGCGAUGGAAGGCGUUGAGGGUCCGAUCGCCCAGACAAAAGCACAGGGCAAGGCUGUCUCUACGUCUAGACCUCCGGUGGAACUCAUGCACCACUGAUUUCUCUCUCCUCUCUUCUCUGUAUUAUCUAUAAAAGCAUCCUGGCGAAAGCGGAGCAUGUAACGGCGUUGUAGUACAACGGUUUCGGAAAGGCAAGUCCCGUGGGUUUCGGGAUAGCCUCUGGGAUAUUUCCUAUCGGUUCGAUGAGACAGACCUAGGUAUUAAGGUACAUGGAUACGUUGGUAUCUAAUGCAGUGCUCCUGCCACAUGCGUUGAAUAACAGGCCUGGAUCUCCGCAAGCGGAGGCAGGCAUUUUUUGACAUCUAUCCGCGGACUCGAUGGCAUUGUAUAUCAAGAGGACCCAUGUAUAAUCUAAUUGUGACCAUUUGAACUGGCAAAUUUCACGUCCAGUUCCUACAAAGGAGGCCU
Messenger RNA from Trematosphaeria pertusa, 1290 nucleotides. Its product is annotated as calcineurin binding protein-like protein. Gene Ontology annotation, cellular component: cytoplasm; nucleus. The transcript is spliced from 2 exons. Bases 109 to 921 code for a protein of 270 amino acids. NCBI's taxonomy places the organism in Eukaryota, Fungi, Ascomycota, Dothideomycetes, Pleosporales, Trematosphaeriaceae. Gene Ontology annotation, biological process: calcium-mediated signaling. Gene Ontology annotation, molecular function: nucleic acid binding; calcium-dependent protein serine/threonine phosphatase regulator activity. The record is from RefSeq and is a predicted model, not a curated record.